Vicia faba (fava bean) is the source of this 504-nucleotide messenger RNA. The record is from the annotation of a GenBank genome assembly. Lineage: Eukaryota; Viridiplantae; Streptophyta; Magnoliopsida; Fabales; Fabaceae.
AUGGCAGUUGCAACGGAGUUUCAUCUUCCACAACUCUCCGUCGUCGACUUACCCUCUCUUCUUCAAGCUAUGGCCGCCGACACUCUUCUCGCCGCUGCUCAAUCUGUCGCUCUCAUUGGAUAUCUGCUAGUGUCUCCAAAAUUGACCGCAAUGGAUUCAAGGUUUCCUUUAGAACACCUCUUAGGGAGGAAACCUGCUUACUUAGAAAACAAGAGUGAUGAUGAGGAUGAUGAGGAUGAGGACGAUGAUGAGGAUGUACAAGACGAGGACAAUGAUGGAGAAGACGAAGACUUCUCAGGUGAUGAAGGCGAAGAAGAAGGGGAUCCUGAGGAUGAUCCCGAGGCUAACGGUGCAGGAGGAAGUGAUGAUGAUGACGAUGGUGAUGAUGAUGGCGACGAUGGUGAUGAAGAAGAUGAUGAAGAUGGCGAAGAUGAAGAGGAUGAAGACGAGGAAGAGGAAGAUGAUGAUGCACCCCAGCAGCCACCAACCAAGAAGAGGAAGUGA